Molecule: messenger RNA, 1219 nt
Organism: Arabidopsis thaliana (thale cress)
Lineage: Eukaryota; Viridiplantae; Streptophyta; Magnoliopsida; Brassicales; Brassicaceae
Gene: VTI1B
Product: Vesicle transport v-SNARE family protein
Exons: 5
Coding region: 334-1002 (222 amino acids)
Biological process (GO): intracellular protein transport; vesicle-mediated transport
Cellular component (GO): membrane; Golgi apparatus; plasma membrane
Molecular function (GO): SNAP receptor activity
Source: RefSeq, marked reviewed
GAAAAAGUGAGAAAAGACACUUAGAUUUCAAUCUUAAUUAACGGUUUGAUUCGGUUUGGUUUGUCUCACCUACAUUUGCAUCGAUUGCAGCAUGGGGGACUUAAUACGCAGUGGCUGACACGUGUCAAUAUAAAACGCACCGCUUUGUUUGAUUGUUCCUCCUUGUCCCCGAGCAGAGAAAUACAAAGGAAGAAGAAGAAGAGUUGUUUGAUUAUCUUUAAGCAAAGAGGAAACUGUUUUGCUUCUAGAUCCGAUCCAAUCCAAUCAAACAAAGGAUCCGAUUGAUCAGAAAAAAUCCACCAAAUUUCUCAAGAUCGAAACAUAUAAUUGAAGAUGAGCGACGUAUUUGAAGGGUACGAGCGUCAAUACUGCGAGCUCUCAACCAAUCUCUCUAGAAAAUGUCACUCUGCAUCGGUUCUCUCCAACGGAGAGGAGAAGAAGGGGAAGAUUGCUGAGAUCAAGUCUGGAAUAGACGAAGCUGAUGUCUUGAUCCGGAAAAUGGAUCUUGAGGCAAGAAGUUUGCAGCCGAGUGCUAAAGCUGUGUGUCUUUCUAAACUAAGAGAGUAUAAAUCUGAUCUGAACCAAUUGAAGAAGGAAUUCAAACGAGUCUCUUCCGCAGAUGCUAAGCCGUCUUCCCGUGAAGAGUUGAUGGAAUCCGGAAUGGCGGAUCUGCAUGCAGUAUCUGCUGAUCAAAGAGGAAGAUUGGCAAUGUCCGUGGAGAGGCUUGACCAAUCAAGUGACAGAAUCAGGGAGAGUAGAAGACUAAUGCUGGAGACAGAAGAGGUUGGCAUCUCAAUUGUCCAAGAUUUGAGUCAGCAACGCCAAACCCUCCUUCAUGCGCACAACAAGCUUCAUGGUGUGGAUGACGCCAUUGACAAGAGCAAGAAGGUGUUGACGGCUAUGUCAAGGAGAAUGACUAGGAACAAAUGGAUCAUUACAUCGGUAAUCGUGGCUCUCGUUCUCGCCAUCAUCUUGAUCAUCUCAUACAAGCUUUCUCAUUAAUAUACUCAAAAAACAUUAUUCAUCGUGAUUGUGUAUAUAUAUAUGAUGGUUGAUUUACUUUGUAAUGGCCCAAGUGGUUACUUGUAUUUUUAAGUACGAUGUUUGUAUUGAAGUGGCAACACUUUUAACAUUCAUAAGGUUUCCCAAGUCUUUUCUUUUUUGUCUUUUUUUCCAAAAAAGUGGUACUAUUUUAUAUAAAGCAGAUGUUUCAAAAGUU